Molecule: messenger RNA, 1883 nt
Organism: Zingiber officinale
Lineage: Eukaryota; Viridiplantae; Streptophyta; Magnoliopsida; Zingiberales; Zingiberaceae
Product: protein DETOXIFICATION 40-like
Exons: 7
Coding region: 133-1596 (487 amino acids)
Biological process (GO): xenobiotic detoxification by transmembrane export across the plasma membrane
Cellular component (GO): membrane
Molecular function (GO): antiporter activity; xenobiotic transmembrane transporter activity
Source: RefSeq, a predicted model, not a curated record
AGGGAGAUGUGUCAGAGGGGGUGCGAAAAGCACCUCUCACUGCGAACCCAUCACAUUUUAUCCUGGGUUUUGUUGUCUUAGUGAGCAUCCCAAUAACAGCUUCCGACGACCUCGUCCCAGUCGCCGACCAUCAUGGCCUCUUCCGGCGGCGAGGGCAGCGGGUCCCUGGAGAGCGUCCUCAACGACGCCACCCUCCCGUGGGGCCGCCGCAUGUGGCUAGCCUCCCUCAUCGAGAUGAGGCUUCUCGUCAGCCUCGCCGCCCCCGCCGUGAUGGCCUCCCUGAUCAACUACGCCAUGUCCAUGUCCACCCAGAUCUUCUCCGGCCACCUCGGCAACCUCGAGCUCGCCGCCGCCUCCCUCGGCAACACCGGCAUCCAAAUCUUCGCCUACGGCCUCAUGCUGGGAAUGGCGAGCGCCGUGGAGACGCUGUGCGGGCAGGCGUAUGGGGCGCACAAGUACCAGAUGCUGGGGAUUUACCUGCAGCGGUCGACGGUGCUACUCAUGGCGACCGGAGUGCCGCUGGCGGCGAUCUAUGCCUUCUCUCGGCCGCUGCUGAUUCUGCUCGGCGAGUCGCCGGAAAUCGCGAAGGCCGCGUCCGUCUUCGUCUACGGGCUGAUUCCGCAAAUAUUCGCGUACGCGGCCAACUUCCCCAUCCAGAAAUUCCUUCAGGCGCAGAGCAUCGUGGCCCCGAGCGCCUACAUCUCGGCGGCCGCCCUGGCGGUGCACCUGCUGCUCAGCUGGAUAGCGGUGUACGUGAUCGGGAUGGGGCUGCUCGGGGCUUCUCUGGUGCUCAGCCUCUCGUGGUGGAUCAUGGUGGCGGCUCAGUUCGUGUACAUCGUCGCCAGCGCACGGUGCCGUCUCACCUGGACCGGCUUCUCCUGGCAGGCCUUGUCAAGCCUUCCCGAGUUCUUCCGCUUCUCCUCGGCCUCCGCCGUCAUGCUGUGUCUGGAAGCUUGGUAUUUCCAGAUCCUGGUGCUCAUCGCUGGUCUGCUCGAGAACCCUGAACUGGCCCUCGAUUCUCUAUCUAUUUGCAUGACGAUUGCUGGUUGGGCGUUUAUGAUCUCGGUUGGGUUCAAUGCUGCUGCCAGCGUGCGGGUUAGCAACGAGCUUGGCGCUGGGAAUCCAAAGUCAGCAGCCUUCUCAGUGGUGAUCGUCACAGUGCUGUCUUUGAUAAUCUCCGUCGUACUCGCAAUAGUAAUCCUCUGCCUUCGCGGCCACAUCAGCUACAUCUUCACUGAGGGUGAAACCGUGGCGCGCGCUGUCUCUGAUCUCUGCCCCUUGCUCGCCGCUACCCUCGUACUCAACGGAAUCCAGCCUGUGCUAUCUGGUGUUGCUGUGGGAUGUGGAUGGCAAGCUUUCGUGGCGUAUGUCAACGUGGGCUGUUACUACAUAGUCGGCGUUCCCCUUGGCUCGCUCCUCGGCUUCAAAUUUGGCUUGGGAGCGAAGGGGAUAUGGGGCGGCAUGAUCGGUGGAACAACCAUGCAAACCCUGAUUCUGUUGUGGGUCACUUUCCGGACAGAUUGGAACAAAGAGGUGGAGAAGACUAAGGAAAGACUAAAAAAAUGGGAGGACAAGCAGCAGCCCCUUCUGACGUAGUCAGGGCCGCUGCCGCUGCCUCUGCCUCUGCCUCUGCGCGUGCUGUUUGUCCAGCAAAGUAACCAGUGGGAACAAGAUCGCCUUCUGACUCUCCGUUUACCACGACGGAGGAGAGAUCAGGCUAUUUAUAGUAGCUGCUUAUUUAUUUAUUGUGUGUUGGAUUAUUUUUCAUUUGUACGUGUGCUUACAUGUUAAUUAACAAGACGUGGAUAUGCCGUUGCGGAUAUAAUCCGAUACGGUGAUUUUGGCUGCGGGUUUAUAUGUUAUUGGAUGUGAAAUUAUAUUUA